CGCCAACUGCAUCGUCGCAGUCAUGGCGGCAGGAACGCUGAGCCCGUUUGUUUACUGGGCGCAAACCGACUCUAAACUUUUCUUGCGUGUUGACUUACGGAACGUUAAGGUUCCCGAUAUAGAGGCCACCACUAACAGGCUAUCGUUCUGCGCUUACGGCGUGGGUGCGAGGGGCGAAGAGAAAUACACGUUCCUUUUGGACUUCUACGCCCCCGUUAACCCGGAUGGCUGUGAGUACCGGGUGAAUGACAGGCAAGUGGAUAUCCAGAUUACAAAGGACAAAUCAGACUCCUGGCCUCAACUACUGUCAGCAGAUUCACCAAAGCCGGCAUGGCUUAAGGUUGACUUUGAUAAGCUGCAAACAGAGGAUGAUGAAGACGAGAUGUCGGAAGAUGAUAACCAGCUUCGGAACUUCUACGAGUCGCAGCGCUAUUCGCCGAGCUCACGAACAAGCCCACCAUCAUGGAGCAGGAAGCGGCGAGGCCAAGAGAGGAAGACCGAGGAAUUUCGCAAGGUGUACCUCUUCCUCUACAACCUCUUCCAGUUUGUCGGUUUCCUCUAUGUCGGUCUUGUCAUGCUCAUCCGCUACAGCCGUGAUGGUGAAUACUCCAUGGCAGGCACCUGGGAAGCUGUGGGCAAAGCCAUGCGGCUAGUCAUCUGCCUGCAACUUCUCGAAGUGCUGCACCCACUGCUCGGAUACACCAGAGGCAGCUUUCUGCAUCCACUCGUGCUGGUGGGUGGCCGCGUCUUCAUGGUAUUUGCCAUGAUUGAUGCAGAGCCAAGGAUGCAAACCAAGCCGGUGGUCUUCUAUCUGUUUACCGUGUACACACUGGUAGAGCUGUGCAGGUACCCUUACUACAUGCUGCGUACAUAUGACAAGAGCAUUGGCUUCAUUACCUGGCUACGAUACACUGUUUGGAUCCCUCUUUUUCCUCUUGGAUUCCUGUGUGAAGGGGUGAUGAUCCUCCGAAACAUUCCCUACUUCGAGGAGACCGGGCGCUUCAGCAUGGAUUUGCCAAACAUGUUCAAUUUCUCCUUCUACCUCCCAACAUUCCUGCGGCUCUAUCUACUUCUGGGAAUCUUUCCAACACUGGCAUUUAUGAUGAGUCACAUGUAUCGGCAGCGCAAGCAGAUCCUCGGUCCCAAGGACAAGGAAGACUAAGGACAUGUGUUGUCCUCAUCAACUAGUCUGUUUCAUUCCACCAGCUCUCUUUUUUUUUACUCCAUACCUCCUUCAUGGCAGCUACAGUUAUUAAAGUGCAUAAAAUGAACAAAGUG
Molecule: messenger RNA, 1278 nt
Organism: Dermacentor andersoni
Lineage: Eukaryota; Metazoa; Arthropoda; Arachnida; Ixodida; Ixodidae
Gene: Hacd2
Product: 3-hydroxyacyl-CoA dehydratase 2
Biological process (GO): fatty acid elongation; very long-chain fatty acid biosynthetic process; sphingolipid biosynthetic process
Cellular component (GO): endoplasmic reticulum membrane
Molecular function (GO): 3-hydroxyacyl-CoA dehydratase activity
Source: RefSeq, a predicted model, not a curated record